Molecule: messenger RNA, 2803 nt
Organism: Nothobranchius furzeri (turquoise killifish)
Lineage: Eukaryota; Metazoa; Chordata; Actinopteri; Cyprinodontiformes; Nothobranchiidae
Product: discoidin, CUB and LCCL domain-containing protein 1
Cellular component (GO): plasma membrane
Molecular function (GO): signaling receptor activity
Source: RefSeq, a predicted model, not a curated record
UACUUUUAUUGAAGCCAGAACUCGAAGCCGUCGAAGUAUGCACCUUACUAGUUUGGCCCACAGAGCUGGAAAUCAUGCUCGGAAAAUGCAGAAACAUUCGGCAUGAAGUAAAGAGUUUUAUCUCCGGGUUUUGGAUAACUGUUAGCGUUUGUUCCGUUGGUAUUUACGGCCAAAAAGGCAACAGCUGUGGGCACACAGUACUGGGAGCAGAAUCUGGCACGUUGGCCUCUCAAAACUACCCAGGUACCUACCCCAGUAACUCCAGGUGUGAAUGGAGGCUUCGUGUGCCAGAGGGGCGGACGCUGCGGCUGCUGUUUGGUGACUUUGACAUCGAGAGCAGUCCGGGCUGUGGAAAUGGUUCUGUUACGAUCACAGACAGGGCUGGCAACGUCGUUAUGGGUCCUGUGUGUGGGAAGCUGAACACAGCACAGAAGAAUUUGACUAUUGAAAGUAAUGAAGUGACGGUGAGGUUUUCCUCCGGCCCACAUCACUCUGGGCGGGGCUUUCUACUCUCAUACGCUACAGACAAGCACCCAGAUUUCAUCACAUGUUUACAAAGAGGCUCUCAUUUUAGCUUGCAGCAUUUGAGUGUGUACUGCCCGGCUGGAUGCAAGAAUGUCACAGGAGACGUUUGGGGGAACUCUGAACAAGGUUACAGAGAUACUUCAGUCUUGUGCAAGUCUGCUGUUCACGCUGGAGCCACGUCCGAUACCUCGGGAGGUCGGGUCACCGUGGAUCGAGGGAGGAGUCUGACUCUCUACGAAUCGGCCUUUUCCAAUGGAAUCCUGUCAAAAAUGGGAUCGCUAUCUGAGAAGAAGCUGCUGUUCAGCCAAGAGUGUAACAACAUCCUGCGUGUCUCUGGUCUCAAUGCCUCAUCUUACUGGGAUAAAACCAGUCAAGAGCACACAAUGUCCUCGUCCUCCAGAAGCGUGGAGUCCAGCCACGGCUUCCUACUCUGGACCGCAGACACUAAUGACCCGAACCCUUGGGUGGAGCUGGAACUAGCAGAAAGGAGCAUGAUCACAGGGUUAAUAACAAUGGGCUCCAUUGAGAACUACAUAGAAUCCUACAGUCUGUAUUUCAGCAAGGACGGGAAAACCUGGAAGCUGUACAGAGAUCCUCAGAGCAAAGAGAAGAAGGUAUUUCAGGCAAACGCAGAUGGGCACCUCAGGGUGCUCAACAGCUUGUUUCCUGUUGCGAUUGCUCGUUUUGUUCGGCUUCAGCCACUGAGCUGGCAUGGGAGAGCUGCGACCCGGGUCCGGGUUCUGGGCUGUCCUGCUUCCAAGGCCACACCAAGAUCGCGGACGUUUGGAGCCGAGUCGUCGUCCUUCAACAUCAGCUUGGACACUCAGACUCCCUCCCCCACAGAAGACUCCCUGUUGGUGAAAACACAAAGCACCAGUCAGCCAGUGAUGGUGGCCGUGGGGGUGGUGCUGGGACUAGUGAUGUGUGGGAGUUUACUGGCUGUGGUCUGGUGGAAACGAAGGAAAAAAGUCUCACAUAUGAAGAAAUCUUUACCCACAGGCUGUCAGAAUUUUAAAGCUAAAGGUCUCUCCUGUCCACAACCGGAGCUGAUCUGCUACCCUCUGCAGAGGAACGUCCACGAUGCUCUACCCGCACCCCCCCUCAACGACUACGCCGCUCCUGUUCUUACAGCUGGUGGAAAAAAGGUGGGAUCAACAUUUAGACCUUCCUCGGAUGAGGGCUACACGACCCCCUUUACUACCAUCCACUACGACACACCUGGCAGCCUUCCAGAGUAUGCAGAGCCUCUUCCACCUGAGCCGGAGUACGCCACGCCAUUCAGUGAGCUGCCCGCUGAGCCCAAACCACCGACAUUAACAGGAAUCAUUCACAGCGAUGCACUCAGACCUCAUGUUCCUGCAGCCUCCACCAUUUCCAUGACUACACCCAGCCAGAGUCCGUAUGACUGCCCGUCCCACAGGGUGCUGUUCAAUGGCUACUGCACUCCUGCUCUGCACUGCAGUGGCCCCCAGUUAGUCACAGAGGUCUAUGCAGAACCCAAACCAAGUGACUCUUUACUACAGAAGCACACAUACGAGGAGCCGUUGUGAGCCCAAGAACUUAAGAUGUGGAAUCAGCAGCACCCACUGAGCCUAAAUAAGUGAGGGCCAGAGUGAUCCCACAUACCUGUGACCUCCCCAGAGCUUCUUUGGACCCAUCAUCUGUGGAUUUUACUCAAAACGCAGAAGUCCUAAGAGCUAUAUGGACCUAAGCAUUUCCUUCCAGGAGGUAGAUUCUGGAUGCUCGUGUAAAACACAGGCCUGAUUGUGUUUGAGUCUUUUUACUGAUAAAACAUUAAAAACACAAGUUGCACUUUCUGAAAACACGAACAGAAACGUUAAAACAUUCAUGCAAAACUGUGGAUUGAAUGUUACUUGUCACAAAACUGUAAAGUAUUCACAUCAUUAGUUUUAACACAGCUUAAAAAUGUUUGUGUUUAUGAUUAUACUUACAGAUAACUACUAGGUGGAGCCUGUGAGCUUCAGGAGUCUAACAAUUACUGUAAUGAUCCUCGUGGACGUCCUGUAACUUUAUUAAUUCAGUUUAAAACUCCUUGAAAUUUAUUUAGACAGAGUAAUGGUGUUAUAAGGUUAGACAGAAUUCCUCAGAGAAAUCAAAUCUUCAUAAACUUUAAGUGAUGGAAAUCACAUGCUUGCUAGGAUUAUACAAAACUUCACAAAAACAUUUAAGGUUUGGUUAAAUUAACUUUAAAUUAUGGUCCAUGCUUAAAACUUUAUUCUUUUAGGUGUAAAUGUUGAAUAAACUUGAAUCUUAGGCA